CAAAGUUGGGCAAGAAUCGGGUCCUGCUCAGUACUUGGUUUGCAUCUCUGACAUGGAGGUUGGUCCAGGGUGCAGCGCAAUCCUGCAGGCUCUAGGGACCGAGCAGGGUGGAGGGUUCGGAUCUGAGAGGGAGGGCUUGUGAAUGGGAAGCCGGAAGAAGCUGACUUGGAGGUGCUGUGCUGACCUAGGCUGGGCCAAGCCCCCCAGGAUGCAGAAACUGCUCUCAUUCGGAGAUGUGGCCAUUGAUUUUUCUGCAGAGGAGUGUGAAUACCUGGAGCCUGCUCAGUGGAAUUUGUACAGGGAUGUGAUGUUGGAGAAUUACAGCAACCUUGUGUUCCUGGGUCUUGCUUUCUCUAAGCCGUACUUGGUCACAUUUCUGGAACAAAGAAAAGAGCCAUGGAGUGUGAAGAGACAAGCCAGAGCAGGUGCACACUCAGGAUCAAAACCCUAUACAUGUAAAGAGUGUGGGAAGGCCUUUGAUUGGAAAUCGCUGCUUGUAAAACACCAGAGAAUUCAUACAAGAGAGAAACCCUACAUAUGUAAAGAAUGUGGUAAAUCUUUUAACUAUUCUUCCAACCUUAAACAGCACCAAAGAAUUCAUACCGGAGAGAAACCCUACAAAUGUGAAGAAUGUGGCAAAGCGUUUAGCUGUUCUUCAUAUCUGGGUAAGCAUCAAAGAAUCCACACUGGAGAGAAACCCUACAAGUGUGAAGAGUGUGGCAAAGCUUUUACUAACUCUUAUGGCCUUGUUGUUCACCGAAGAGUUCAUACUGGAGAGAAACCCUACAAAUGUGAAGAGUGUGGCAAGGCCUUUACUAUUCGCAUAGCACUCUCUAAACAUCAAAGAAUUCAUACUGGAGAGAAACCAUACAAAUGUGAAGUAUGUGGAAAGACUUUUAAUGUUCACUCAACACUUUCUAAACACCAGAGAAUUCAUACUGGAGAGAAACCUUACAAAUGUGAAGAAUGCGGCAUGGCCUUUAACGUUCGCUGCAUUCUUUCUAAACACCAGAGGAUCCAUACUGGAGAGAAACCCUACAAAUGUAAAGAGUGUGGCAAAGCCUUUAACUGUUCUUCCAGCCUUCACCAACACCAACGAAUACAUAGUGGAGAGAAACUCUACAAAUGUGAUGACUGUGGCCAGGCAUUUAGCUGUUCUUCUUAUCUGUAUAAGCAUCGGCGAAUCCAUAGUGGGAUGAAACCCUACAAAUGCAAGGAAUGUAGCAAGGCAUUUUACUGUUCAUACAGUCUUAUUUACCAUCAGAGAGUUCAUACUGGAGAGAAACCAUAUAAGUGUGAUGAAUGUGGAAAAGCCUUUAGCAUUCAUUCAUCCUAUAUGAAGCACCAGCAAAUUCAUAGUGGAGAAAAACCCUAUAAAUGCAAUGAAUGUGAGAAAGCCUUUAAUUACUGUCAUAAUCUAACUCGACACCAAAGAGUUCAUGCUGGAGAGAAACCCUAUAAAUGCAAAGAAUGUGGCAAAGCCUUCACUUGUACUACGGGCCUUACUCAACAUGAGAGAAUCCACACUGGGGAGAAACCCUUCACAUGUGAUGACUGUGGCAAGGCCUUUAACUCUUCUUCAAGCCUUAGACAUCAUUGCAGACUUCACAGGGGAGAGAAGCCCUGCAAAGAGAACAGCAAGCCCUGCGAAUGA
Peromyscus eremicus (cactus mouse) is the source of this 1654-nucleotide messenger RNA. Its product is annotated as zinc finger protein 501-like. Gene Ontology annotation, molecular function: DNA-binding transcription repressor activity, RNA polymerase II-specific. The transcript is spliced from 4 exons. The record is from RefSeq and is a predicted model, not a curated record. NCBI's taxonomy places the organism in Eukaryota, Metazoa, Chordata, Mammalia, Rodentia, Cricetidae. The coding region runs from base 143 to 1654 and encodes 503 amino acids. Gene Ontology annotation, biological process: negative regulation of transcription by RNA polymerase II.